AUGGCUAGACCUGAAGAGAGGGGUGGCAGAGGUGCUGGUGGCAGUGGAGAAGCCCAAGCACAAGGCCAAGCCCGUGAUUCAGCCGUGGGGCCCGUGCAACCUACUAUUGGACCUUCUAGGGAUGAACCAAGAGUGUUCGGGCUUGACAAGUUCAACGGUGACAACUUUGCUGAAUGGUCCUUCAGAAUGGAGAAUGUGUUUGAUCACUAUGACCUGCUGGAGGUGAUGGAAGGAACGGAGGAGCGUCUCGAGAACGACCUGGAGAAGAGCCCGUGGGUGCGGAAGAGCGCACAAGGCUAUCUCCUACUUGGGCAAGCGUUGGGGAGCAGCCAAAUCCGUCACAUCAAGUCAUUCCAACGUGAACCAGAGAAGGGACCAAAGGCAUGGGCUGCUCUCAAGGGUGUACACGCUCCUGCAACAGCGGCGGUAGCUGUGGUGUUGGAACGGCAAAUGGUGACACUACGAAUUGAAGAAGAUGAAGCGGUUGAAGAAGGGGUGCAGAAAUUCUUCGACUUGUUGACGCGACUUGAAGGAGCAGAUUUGAACUACAGUGAGCUCCAGAAGAAGACCACGUUGCUGGCCCUACUCCCGGAAUCAUGGUCCUCGCUCAUCAUCAACUUGAACCGUGAUCCGCCCCGUCUCUCGCUUGAAGAUGUGAAGCGCGCGAUCCUUCAAGAGGACUUCCGCCGCCGUGAGUUGGUGAGUGCGGAUGGCGCUGGGGCAGCGAGCGUCGGCCAUGGAUAUGGCCAGGAGGGUAGAGGAGCAGGAGGAGGGAGAGGAAGAGGCCGUGGAGGCCGUGGCGGUCGCGGAGGUGGUGCUGCAAACAUGAAGAGUGGAGAUAAAGAUGAGGACUCAGGCAGCGAUCGGUACUCGGGUCGAAUCUACUUUGUGUCAAUGCAAGUACCGGCUGCACCAGGGAAGGAUGAAGACUUUGAAGAGCCUGCAGCUGUGGGAAAGGUCACCCUACACCCCCUGGACUAUUGGCGAGCAGAGGUGAAAGGCAUGGGCAAGGCCAUGUUCAAGGGUGCUGAUGGGAAGAUGGUGGGCCUCAAGAACGUGCUUUGGGUGCCCAGCCUUGCUGCGAACCUGAUUUCCGUGCGGCAAUUGGCAAAGGCCCGCAUGGACACGAACUCGAAGGGAGCCAAGACUUACACCGCGAGGCUUGGCGAGCGGAUUCUAUUGGACCUUCACGAGGAUAGGGAUGUCUGCAAUGAGAUGUGGCAGAUCCCUGUGGUCCCCAUGCCUAAGGAGAGGCAAGUGGCAGCAAGCGUCGGCACCAAGUGUGAAGCGGUUGUUAGUGGUGAUGGCGCGAACGGUCGCGCUAAGGAGAACGAGUCCAAGAAGAGUAAUCUUGGAGGGACCAGCAAGCUCGGUGAUCAUACCAAGUGUGGUGCAGCAGCCAAGGAGAAGCACAAGGGUGAGGAGAACCCCGAGGCAGCAGCGGAGGAGGAGUACGGAGAGAGCAUGUGGGGCGCUAUUGCGAGUGCGGCAUUCUCCAAUCCGACUUCGGCUACGGGGGAGUGUGACUGGCUUACCUUGCAUCGGCGAAUGGGGCAUGUGGCCCUGCCCAUCUUGCAGCAGCUAGUGAAGAACCAGAUGGUUGCUGCCAUACGUGUGAAGGGGGAGCCCGAUGAGGUACUUGGCUGCCCAACGUGCAUGCAAGCCAAGUUCACCCGUUUCCCAUUCUCUAGUUCGGAGGCAACGGCUAAGGCACCACUUGAUGAGGUGGUGAUGGACGUGGUGGGCCCCCUGAAGCUUGGAGCUGCUGGAGAAGAGUAUUUCCUCACCAUUGUGGAUGUCUACACCCGCAUGACUUGGGUGUACGUGCUGUCCAAGAAGAGCGACGUAGCUGAAAUGGUGAAGACCGAUUGGUUGCCAAUGGUGGAGCGGCAACAAGACCGGCUUGUGAAGUCGAUCCGCACCGAUCGUGAGGGAGAGAUCUUGAGCAAGCAGUUCGGGUUGUGGCUGAAGAAGAAUGGGAUAAGGCACUCCCUCACCAUGCCAGACUCCCCUGCAAUGAACGGCAUUGCCGAGCGAGCUAACCGGACAAUCACGAAGACGGCACGUGGGUUGCUCAUUGAAGCCGGGCUACCCGACAAUUUCUGGCCUGAUGCGGUGCGGAGUGCGUACAUGGCCAAGAACAGAGCCUUGACUCAUGUGGGAGCAGAUAAAUGGGUGCCCUAUGUGGAGUGGAUUGGAAGGAAGCCAAAGGUGGAUAUGCUUCGGGUGUUCGGGUGCAUGUGCAUGGUGCUCGUACCUAAGCAACGUCGGCACAACAAGCUUGGUGCCAAGGCGAUAUGGGCUGUGCAUUUGGGCAUGGCUCAAAACAGCAAGGGGUGGCUUCGUUGGGACCCAUUCACCAAGAAUUUCAUGGUGAGCAGGGACUGCAAGUUCAUGGAGAACUUCAUGUACAAGGAUUGGAAGGCGGAGAAUGAGGCGAAGAUAGGCGUGCGGUUUGGGGAGGUGAAGAGCUCCGGCUUGGAGCAUGUGGAGCUGCCUUUGGAGCUGAGCAGCGGCAGCACCACCACAAGGCAAUCCUCCCUUGUGAAUGGGGGAGAGGAGGCCAAGGAUGCAGAGGAAGAAGAGGAGGAGGUGCAGCAAAUGCCGGGAGAACCAGCUACUCUCAAGGAGGCCUUGGAGAGUAGUGAUGCUGAGGAGUGGAAGAAGGCAAUGGAGAGUGAGCUGAAAAGUAUUGAGGAGAAUGACACAUUUGAAUUGGUGGAGCUACCGGAGGGACGUAAGGCGAUAACGUCCAAGUGGCUCUUCAAGAUUAAGUCGGACGCCGACGGCAAGAUCGAGCGCUACAAGUCUAGGCUUGUAGCCAAGGGGUACCAGCAGAAGGAGAAGGUAGAUUUCAAGGAGCUGUUUGCCCCUGUGGUGAAGCCGACGACGCUGCGAACCCUAUUCGCGGGAGCCGCCAUCAAAGGAUGGGUGGUGAAGCAGAUGGACAUUGUAACGGCAUUCCUUAACGGCAUCCUUGAGAAGGAGAUUUUUAUGGCGCAGCCAGAGGGGUUUGAUGAUGUGUUGGAGGAGAUCGGCUUCAGUCCCUCAACGGCCGACCACUCCUUGUUCAUGCUUGGCGAGGGGGAGCAGAGGAGCUUCAUGGUGGUUUAUGUGGAUGACAUUCUCAUCUUCUCACGCUCCUCUGACCUUGUGAAGGAGGUGAUGCUGAAGCUGCAAGACAAUUUCAAGUGCAAGUCCCUUGGUGACGUGAACUUCUACCUUGGGCUCCACAUCGAACGAGACGUGGAGAAGCGGAGCAUGCGAGUGCACCAACGGAAGUACCUGGAGGCGUUGGCUGCCAACUUUGGCCUGAGUGAAGGUCAUGUGGCCACUCUCUUUCCUUCUGGGUUCAAUUGUGUGAAGGGACCAGAGGAGGAGAGCGUUGGUGAAGAGGAGAGGCGCCGUUUUCACUCGUUGGUGGGCAGCCUCAUAUAUGCGGCGGUGAACACUCGGCCGGACGUUGCCUUUGCUACCGGGCAGCUAGCUAGGGUUGUGCAAUGCCCUAAUGAGGAGCAGGUAGUGGCUGGAAUGAGGGUGGCCAAGUAUCUUGGCCAAACACCUACCGUUGGGCUGCAAUACUCGGCGGCGGCGCAAAGGCGCCAAAAGGGCGCAGAUGGAGUUGAACCUGGACGUUUGUUCCUCACCGCCUACUCGGAUGCUUCAUAUGCAUCGGAACCAGAGGACACGACAAGUGUUGGAGGGUUCAUUUGCUGUGUUGGUGGAGGCUCAACUGUUUGGGAAAGCAAGAAGCAAGUGGACCAUGCAAUAAGCUCGGUGGAGUCCGAGUACAUGGCACUCUUCCGUGCGGUACGGGAGAUUGUGUGGCAGCGGCGUUUGUUGGCUGAAUUGGGGGAGGAGCAGAAAGAACCUACCCCACUCUACUGUGACAGCCAGGGUGCUAUUUCUCUGGCUAAGAAUCCUGUGUUGCACAGCCUCACCAAGCACAUGAGGAUGAAGUGGUAUUGGACGAGGAGCAUGGUGGCCGCGGGUAAGGUUGAGUUGCACUAUGUGAAGAAGAUGGGGCAGCCAGCUGAUAUGAUGACCAAGAGGCUGGAGGAGCAGCAGCAUUGGAAGGGUUGCAAGCUGGCUGGGAUGGCUCUGAACUGA
Messenger RNA from Closterium sp. NIES-65, 4110 nucleotides. NCBI's taxonomy places the organism in Eukaryota, Viridiplantae, Streptophyta, Zygnematophyceae, Desmidiales, Closteriaceae. The record is from the annotation of a GenBank genome assembly.